GGAUUAACGUGUUCAGCCAGUAUUACCCUUGGACAGAGGAGGACCACAGUGUCAUGUCCACAAUCCUGCAGUCUUCUGUUACAGUUAACUGACACCAAAUACGUGAUUUUCAACUUCACCAUUUUCCCCACAUAGGUUUUAUGUUUUGUUUUGUAUUUUUUCAUGCUGGAAUGAAAUCCUGGUUCAGCCGAUCCAGCUGCAGAACUUUGGCAUUUAUAAUACACAUCUAUACCACAAUGACCCUUGUAAGCACAUGAAAUAUAUUACACCACAUACAUAAACAUUAAGGUGUACAAUCGUGUUCAAUUUGAAGCUCUCAUGUGCAAUGUGAUGUGAGUAUCAGACUGCGCAUGUGCAUGAGCAAAUAUAAAUGGCUCUGUUUUAUUCGUGAGUAUUGGGUCACUGGUCACUGGCCUUUGCAUGAAGGGGUUAAUUGAGUGAAGGGUUAAAUUGAGUCAAAUUGUAUUCUGGGUUUAAGUUCUCUGAUGUUUUUAGGUGAAUGAAAUGCAUCCUUGUAGGUCAAAAUCGACAUUUUGCCUUGAGAAAUAAGAAACUUAAAUUUGACUUAAAUUUGGGAAAGACUAUUGUGACUAAUUUGAUCGUCAAACUGAAUCUAAGACAGUGAAUCAAUGCUGACAAUCAAAUAGUGUCUUGGUCAGCCCUUCUGUUAUAUUUACUAAAUUUAGAAGUUUAUUUCGACUGUAUUCAAUUUCAAAUUUGUGGUUUUCACCCUAUAUUAUAUAUUUUUCUUGCUCUUUCUGCAACUACGGUAUGCAUCACAGAAUAACUGAACAAUGGUUUGCCAUUUUAUUGUCAAAUGUUAAAAUAACAGUUAUAUCUUUCUAGAUAGGCCUACAUUAAGGGCAUGAAACAGUUUAUUUUUAAUGAACUAGGUUGAGAUCUUUUGACGAAAAAAUACCUUUUAGUGUUUUCAAGUCCUAAAUAUUUUCAGCAGUUAUUUCACGUUUCAUUUUAUGUUUCAUCAAUGGUUUUAUGGGUCUAUUAAAUGGAGGCUAUUAGGAAAGACUAAUAUUUGUGUCAAUUUGGAUCAGCUUUACACAUAAUAUCUGAAAAGGUUGACCAUGUCAACAUAUUAAUCUGUUAUUAUUGAACAUUGUUAUUGUGGAAUAUGAUUGGGAUCUACUAUGAUAUUCAAAAUCUUGCUUCACUUUGGAAAGGUAAAUCUAAAAUAUUAGCAAAUUAUUGAAAAGAAAUUAAGGGAAUUUAAUAAUUUUUCUAAUGAUCACAAUCAGGUUUGUCUAUUGGUAAAUCAUGACCACACCAUAUAAGGGCAUUAUUUCACCAUGAAUUUGGUUUAAGUUUGGAAUGUAAAGCUGAUUCAACAUCAAACCUAUAUUUCAUUAUUUGAAACGGUUGUGCAAAAUAACAUAUGUAUUAUAUUGAGGCAUAGAGUUGAAAUCAGUUAGUUUGGAUGUCUAUUUUUGGCAGUUACUACUACACUAUCUAGCGUAUGGAUAGGAGGGCAUUAUGUCGAACCGUUUUUGCAUGCUGAUGUUCUUUGUCAUAUACAAGAAGCACAGUUUGUAAUUGAAUGCCAGUGUUGUUGACUUGGCUAUAUAUUUUUUCUGAGAUGUACAUUUCUGCACAGUAUAUGAGGGGAUCUGGUGAGUGAGGAGUUUGGCGGCCAUUACAGAUUUCGGAGGUUGAGUGCAUUGGCAUUGAACGACAUUGAAUCUAGAUGUAAAAGUUUGUUUUCCAGCAUUCAAUGUGAGUUCCAUCGAAAAAGUGACUGCAACUCACGGUCAUUGGGUUUUUUAAUAUAUUGUAUUGAGUGUGGUGUCUAAAAUGUAUGUGUUUAUAAGAUGACAAUGGUUUUAUUUUCAGAAGAAAAAUAUUUGUACUUUUUAUAAUCCACUAAAAGGCAGCUUUUGUCGCUGAUUGAUUGCCAAGACAAAUUUACUGUUAAAUGCAAUAUAAAAAUGUCACUUAGUAAAAAUAAAGAGGCAUUUUCAUCUUUAUGGAGGGGGUUGUCAUUUAAAUGAAGAACAAUUAUAUUAUCUAGUAUCAAUGUGUUAUUUUUCAUAUAAAUCGAUAGGUUACAUACUGAUCAAUAUUUAGGAAGAAGAACAUUAACACCGCUGGCCACAAGGGGGAGGCAAAUAUGAUAAAUCAGACUUGCUCCAUGAAAUAAUCGUUGAGGGGCUGAAGCAAGUACCCCGCCCACAUUUAGCUCCUCCUCGAUCUGCGGGCUGCAGUCAGGGGCACUUGCCUCGAUCUGCGGGCUGCAGUCAGGGGUUACUCGGCUGAAGAGCAUCAUAAGGUGGUUCUACUAAAGAGCCGCUGUGUGCCGACUCGAGCGUUCAUUGCAACCCAUUACAGAAAUGGAAUACUAUCAAGUCAAAUUGCACUAAAGACACAGGACAUUGUACAUAACUCUGAACCCAGGAAAGUGUGCGUCCAUGCUCUGCAAGGGAUUCUAGUAGCGAUAACAUUGACAUGAAGCAUUGCAAGCGGAGUUUUGCGUAAAGUAACCGGGAGCAGGACCAGAGGGACGGUGAGUGUGUGGGUCUGUACCCCGGGCCGGUCCUAUGGUGGCCGGCCGAAUCCUGGCCAUGGGCAACGGUUCUAUCAAAGCCCCGCGGGCGGAGCACAACAUCUGCCUGUGCAACAGAGACCCCGCCGGCUGGGAUGUGGAGCCCCUGAGACUACGUAUCACCCACCUGGAGGAGAAGCUUUCCCAGCGGGAGAAGGACUUCCAGGUGCAGGAGCUGCAGAUGCGUCUCCUCCGGCAGGAGCUGGAUGCCAAAACCACUCAGGUGGAAAAGCUCCAGGACGCUAUAGGCUGCUACAGCCACGCCAACGGCCACCUGGUGGGGACUCUACCCGCACCACACACCCCCCCGCUGCCCCUGGCCAGUGUCAUCGACCAGGGCUCCAGUAGCAGGUUCCACCGGGUGGCCGUAGAGGUCCACCGGCGCCUCAAGGCCAAGGAGGGGGUGUCGGCCGAGCCCACCUCAGGGGCCUACUCUGGGGGUGGAGGAGGGGGAGGUGGGGGUCGGGGGGUCUCUACCGCGGAGAGGGCUGUGGUCCGCAAAGACUCCAAUACCAAAAGGCUUAUCAACGCUGCGAUGGUGAAGAAUGACUUCCUGAAGAAGCUGGAGCCCCAGCACCUGAGGGACAUGGUGGACUGCAUGUACCCCAGGAAGUACACCCAGGGGCAGCUCGUCAUCCAGGAAGGGGAGCCUGGGAACUACCUCUACGUGCUCGCAGAGGGUCUUCUGGAGGUCAUCCAGAAUGGUAAACUGCUUGGAGAGAUGCGUCCAGGGACCGCCUUCGGAGAACUGGCGAUAUUGUACAACUGUAAAAGAACCGCCACCGUCAAAGCUGUGUCCUGCGCUCUCAUCUGGGCGUUGGACCGGCAGACCUUCCAGAGCAUCAUGAUGAGGACCACCAAGGCUCGCCAUGAAGAAUACUUUAACUUCCUACGCAGUGUUUCUCUGCUUAAGGAACUACCUGAGGAAAAGCUGGCAAAGAUCGCUGAUUGCCUUGAAGUUGAUUAUUUUAAUAGAGGAGAGUUUAUUAUCCGAGAGGGAGAAGAGGGUAACACUUUCUUCAUCAUAGCAAAAGGAGAGGUGUCGGUCACCCAGACCACAGAGGUCCACGGUCAGCCCAAGGAGAUCAAAACGCUGGGCGUGGGAGACUACUUUGGAGAGAAGGCCCUCAUAAGCGAAGAUGUCCGCUCGGCCAAUAUCGUCUGCAACACCAACGACACCCAGUGCCUGGUGGUGGACAGAGAGAACUUUAACCAGAUGGUGGGAACGUACGAGGAACUGCAGGCUUAUCUGAAGGAAUACGUUGAGGAACUCUCCCGCAGCGACGUGAAGAGAAACGCUCUGCCCCAGUCCCCGCAGGCAGACUCCCCGACGCAGCAGGAGUGGCGUCGGCUGCAGGACCGCCUGGCCCUGCUCCCCCACCACAUGCCCUUCCAGAGGCUGGAGGUCAUCGCCACCCUGGGCGUGGGGGGCUUUGGUCGCGUGGUGCUGGUGAAGCUGGAGGACGAGAGCUCCACCUUCGCCCUGAAGUGCAUCAAGAAGAAACACAUCGUGGACACCAGGCAGCAGGAACACAUCUACUCUGAGAAGAACAUCCUGCAGCUCACCAACUCACCCUUCAUAGUCAGGUUGUUCCGGACCUUCAGGGAUGACAGGUGUGUGUACCUGCUUCUGGAAGCCUGUCUGGGAGGAGAGCUAUGGAGUGUGCUUAGAGACAUGAACUUCUUUGAUGACCCGACGGGCCGGUUCUGCAUCGGCUGUGUGCUGGAGGCCUUCGAGUACCUCCACAUCCGGGGCAUCGUGUACCGGGACCUGAAGCCAGAGAACCUUCUGCUCGACUCGGAGGGCUACGUCAAAAUGGCAGACUUUGGCUUCGCUAAGAGGAUCGGCCUGGGGAAGAAGACCUGGACAUUCUGCGGGACCCCGGAGUAUGUGGCCCCAGAGGUGGUCAUGAACAAGGGCCAUGACUUUGGGGCCGACUGCUGGUCCCUGGGAAUUCUCAUCUUUGAGCUGCUCACUGGAAACCCGCCGUUCUCCGGCACAGACCCCAUUAAGAUCUACACCAUGGUGCUCCACGGCAUCGAGAAGGUCGACUUCCCCAAGAGGAUCGGCAAGCGGCCGGAUGACCUCAUCAGGAGACUCUGCAGGCUCAACCCGGUGGAGAGACUAGGUAACAAGAAGAACGGCAUCCUCGACAUUAAGAAGCACAAGUGGUUCCAGGGCUUCAACUGGGACGGCUUGCGGCACCAGAGGCUUGUAUCCCCCCUGAAGAGAGAGGUGCGAGGGCCGUUGGACCACAGCCACUUUGACGUGUUCCCCCCUGACCUGGAGGAACCCCCAGAGGAGCUGUCUGGCUGGGACAAAAACUUCUGAAGACCUCCAUGCUAUUCCUGGGUCUGCUGCGCCGAAUCAGACCUUGAACAAAACAGUCAUUCUGCGGCUUCUAAAACACCACAAACACGGAAGUUGUCCUUCCUGCUGUCGAUGAAGAAGUGCAGAAUUUUACUGAAUUGUUAAUGGGAAAAUUUUCCUAAAUUCCCUCUCUUUUGAUACUGUGUACACCAUUUCUCAGACAAUGGGUUUGACUACUCAAAUCAACUUUUUUCUACAUGGGAUCUUUUGUACUAAUGGUAUUCAUACGUAUAUUUGACAGCGUGGGCCUGGCUUGCUCGGAGAGCUUUGCUCCCUUGGAGGUCAUGAUAUCCUACUCGUGUGCGAGUCUAUAUUGUUGUGAGCUUGCGGCUUUUGGGAUAGCUAUUAUUUGAAUUGGUUAUUGAGACAGAGACAGCCGGUCCCACUGGAAGGAGGCUCAUUGGCUGGGUCAGAGGUCGUAGAGGCACAGCUGCAUAGCAUCAGACCUGAAUGUAAUGAACACACAAGCAACGGAUUGACCUGAAGUGCCAAAAAUGAAGAACAGGCCAAUGCCUAAAACGCACUAUGUAUGACUAUGUGUGUAUCACAUAAGUUGUUGAAGAAACCUGUCCACAUCUAGGACUAGAAUCUUUUCAAAGAUGACCACUUUUUCAAGGACUAGUCAUCCUUCACACCUGAGCGACAUGUAUGUUUUAAGGAAUUUUCUUCUGUAUUUUUGUCCUAAAUGAGCAAUUUGCUAAUGCCUCUCUUAACUGUAUUUCUAAAUGUGAUUUUCAUGUUGAGGAUGAAAAUAUAAUUAAAAUGUUUCUUUAAUACGAGUUCAGUUUAUUACAUUUACUUGUCAGGGACCAUAAACCAACACAAUAAUCUUGCACAAGGAUAGGAGAUGCAUUGCAAGAGAUGUAUACUAGAUGGUUCUCAUCUGCAGUCGCUGUACUCCAAAAACUAUAAUAGCAUUUUAAUUAUUAUGGCUAUAAUGUAAUACAUGAUCAGUCUCUCCAGUGAAUAUGACAUUAUAAAUGAAAGAUGCACGGUAAAUAAAUAAAA
This is a messenger RNA of Gadus chalcogrammus (walleye pollock), 5933 nucleotides long. Its product is annotated as cGMP-dependent protein kinase 2-like. The record is from RefSeq and is a predicted model, not a curated record. Gene Ontology annotation, molecular function: cGMP-dependent protein kinase activity; ATP binding. The coding region runs from base 2550 to 4886 and encodes 778 amino acids. Lineage: Eukaryota; Metazoa; Chordata; Actinopteri; Gadiformes; Gadidae. Gene Ontology annotation, biological process: protein phosphorylation. The transcript has 20 exons.